AUAAGGAAAAGGUAGGAGCAACACGACUGGUGAGAAACGAAACAACAAGAUCGCACAUGAAAGGAAAUGCUUAUUGAGCUAACUUGUCCUACGUGGCAGUUGAGAUUGUGAAUCAAGCGCGCGCAUCAUCAUCAAUCAAUCAUCAUCCAUGGCUGUUCCUGCUCCAACCUCAGCUCUCUAUCUUCAACCCAUCCACACUAACCACCGCACCCUCCGUCACUAUCGCUCAUUCCCCACUCCUUCCAAUAAACCUUUCACCGUCUUCGCCAUGGCUCCCAAAAACAAGGUGAACAAGUACAAUGAUAACUGGAAGAAACAAUGGUUCGGAGCAGGAAUAUUCUACGAAGGAAGCGAAGAAGUAGAAGUCGACGUAUUCAAGAAACUUGAGAAACGCAAAGUAUUAAGCAACGUUGAAAAAGCAGGAUUAUUAUCCAAAGCUGAAGAGUUCGGAGUCACGCUCUCUUCAAUCGAGAAGCUAGGUCUUUUUUCUAAGGCAGAAGAACUUGGUUUACUCAGCUUAUUAGAGAAACUCGCCGCGGUCUCUCCUUCCGUUUUGGCUUCUCUGGCACUUCCAACGCUUCUGGCUGCUGUUGCGACGGUGGUUCUUGUUCCUGAUGAUUCUACCGCUCUUGUUGUAGUUCAGGCUGUUGUUGCUGCUGCUCUUGGUGUUGGGGCUGUUGGGUUGUUUGCUGGAUCUGUUGUUCUCGGCGGGUUGCAAGAGGCUGAUUGAUUCAGUACACAUGUUUUUAACCGCCGUUGUUUUUGUUGUAAUUAGUACAUUGUGAUGAUGAUUGUAGUAAUAAUUUACUUACUUCAUUGUUCAAUCAAAAAUAAUCAUUUCUUUUCAUAUAA
Molecule: messenger RNA, 852 nt
Organism: Medicago truncatula (barrel medic)
Lineage: Eukaryota; Viridiplantae; Streptophyta; Magnoliopsida; Fabales; Fabaceae
Exons: 2
Coding region: 149-730 (193 amino acids)
Source: RefSeq, a predicted model, not a curated record